Molecule: messenger RNA, 3410 nt
Organism: Coccinella septempunctata (seven-spotted ladybird)
Lineage: Eukaryota; Metazoa; Arthropoda; Insecta; Coleoptera; Coccinellidae
Product: malformin synthetase mlfA-like
Exons: 10
Coding region: 99-3374 (1091 amino acids)
Biological process (GO): long-chain fatty acid metabolic process; fatty-acyl-CoA biosynthetic process
Molecular function (GO): long-chain fatty acid-CoA ligase activity
Source: RefSeq, a predicted model, not a curated record
UUCCUGAUGGCUUGGAAGAUGAAGAUCCUCGCAUUAUCAAGACCUUCGGUGAGCUUGAUAUAUCGCCAUAUGGACUGGGUUAUGAAAUUUUUGGAGCAAUGAAACGUUUUUCUGGCAGAGUAGCUCAGUACAUUGUGGAAACAGACGAAGAGCAAACCUUCAGCGAUCUUCUUCAUGACUGCAUAAGAGUAGCUAUCAAUUUGAGAGCCGACGACUUUUCAGAAGACGACAUUCUGGGUAUCAGUUGCAGCAACCGAAAGGAGACUUGCAUACCAUACAUCGCUGCAUUAUUUAUUGGAAUCAAAGUUAUUGCUUUCGAUACAUCCUUAUCGGUUGAAGAUAGAGUUCACCUUCUGCAUGAGGUUACUCCGAAAAUUAUCUUUGUUGAAACAGAAAUAUUGUCUAGCGUUCGAGAAAGCAUAGACAGAGCACAAGUUGAUACGAAAAUUGUGGUCAUUGGUGAUGAAGCUGGAGAUUAUUGUCCAUUCGAGGAAUAUUUGGAGGCCUCCGAUGAUGAAAUAUGUAGCUUCGAACCUGUGAAAUUGAAGUCGAAUAGGGAAACCGCAGCUAUUCUCUUCAGUAGCGGAACAACUGGAUUGCCGAAAGGGAUAUGUCUAUCUCAUUACGGCAUAUUGAGCCAAGCCCUAUUGCUCGUUCUUUCAGGGACAUUUGGAACUGUCUCAACCCCAGUUGCCUUGACCUUUUCACAACUUUACUGGAUAUCUGCUAUAGUUUUCCUAAUUGGCUCUACAGUUUCUGGAACAUCAAGAGUUAUAAUGAGUACAUUCUAUCCAGAUGAACUAUGGACAAUGAUAGGAAAAUAUAGGAUCACCGUAGCAUUCUUGUCACCAUUUCAAUGUCUAGACCUCAGUAAAUCAACGAGACCUGAAGGUGUAGACACAUCCAGCUUACAUGUUUUGGCAACUGGAGGUGGACCCAUCAGCGAGAAUUUGGUUCACAGUCUCCGUGAUAUUUUACCAGGAACGUUCGUUUUGCAACUUUAUGGCCAAACAGAAGUCUGCGGUGCCUCAACAAUGUUUCAAACAAGGAGAAUUGACGACCAGCUCUUGUUGCAUUAUAAGCCGAAAUCUGUUGGUAGACCGAUGCCUGGUUUUUGGCUGAAGGUGGUAAACACAGACAGUGGUGAGAUUGUAGGCCCAAACGAACAUGGAGAGUUACGGAUAAAGUCAGAUUUUCUCAUGAAUGGUUACUAUAAAAGGGAUUGUUCAGAGGCUUUCGACGAAAAUGGCUGGUUUAGAUCAGGAGACGUGGCUUACUAUGACGAAUUUGAUUGUUUUUACAUCAUAGAUAGGAUUAAAGAAAUGCUGAAAUUCCGUGGUUGGCAUGUUCAACCAGCUUUGCUAGAAAAUAUACUGAUGUUACAUCCAGCUGUGAAGAGGGCAGUUGUUGUGGGAAUACCUAAUGACGAAGAUGGGGAUCACCCCUUAGGUUUGGUGGUGCUGAACGAGGAUUAUUCGGAUGUUGACCCCAAAGCGCUGGAGCUUUUUGUUGAGGAGAGAGUUCAAGAUCGUCAAAGAUUAAGAGCUGGGGUGAAGAUAAUUGACACAGUACCAAUCACGAAUACCGGUAAAAUAAAACGACUUCUGUUGAGGAAUGCUGUUAUCAAUGUAUUACGAUUUCUACUGGAUGUAUUUUGCGGGACUCUACUGUUUCUAAUAGUACUUGUACUGAGCCUAAAUAAUUCAAAUAUUAAGUGCAGUUUUCUCCAAGAAAUUCACCAAAUGGAACGCGAUAAUUCAUCAGAUGAGGACUCCAAUCCACUCAUAAUAGUUUCAGAAGAAUUGGAUGGGAAUGAGGACUAUUUUGGAAUAGGAUAUGAACUUUUCAAUCACAUGCGGACGUAUAGGAAGAAUAAUGCUCAGUGUGAUAUGUUUACAAGAACCGUGGAGAGUUAUGACCAUUUACUACGAAAAGCAAUAUGUACUGCAGUAACUUUGAAAUCACUAAAACUACCAGAUGAUCCGAUAAUAGCAAUUCUUGCUAACAAUCACCCCAACACUUCUGUAGCUAUAAUCGGAUCCCAUUUACUGGGUUACAGAGUGAACGCCUACGACUGCUUAUUAAGGGACUCAGAUUUCGGCUUAUUGCUGCAACAAAUUCCACCUGCAAUAAUGUUCAUAGAUGAACAGUUUGUCGAAAAAAUGGAGACAGCAAUGAAGCUGAGUGGAGUUCAGGUUCAAUUGAUUGUUUUCGGGCAAAGUGACAAAUACAAAGUAUUUCAUGAUUUUUGUAUUGAAGAAGGAAUUGAUUCAUUCAAACCAGUGAAACUUCAGUCAGGAAAAGAAACAGCAGUAAUAAUGUUCAGUAGUGGAACAACGGGGCUACCUAAAGGAAUUUGUUUAUCUCAUAAGUCUUUGCUGAAACAGUCUUUUUGUCUCAUUUCUAUGCUGAAUUUAAAAGAAGACAGCGUAUUUCUUCAUUUCUCUGGCUACAACUGGAUAACAUCCCAUAUAAUUCUCUUUGCCUGUAUAUUUUCUGGUGCAUCACGUGUAAUUUCACCUAUAACUUCAGCCUGGGAUGCCAUUGACAAACACAAGGUAACUCAUAUCUAUGCUCCACCACAUGUAAUAUUCCUUCUACUAAGACAAGAUGCAUCUGAACCGCAGAAAAAUAGCAGUGUAAAAUGCUUCAUAACCGCCGGCAGUAGACUCAAUAAUGCGCUAUCCGCAGAAGUGAAGAAUAUAUUUACUGAAGCACAUUUGAGUCAAAGUUAUGGCCAAACUGAAGCUACUGGUUGGAUAACGAUCUUUCAGUGGCAUAAGAAGGAAGAUAUUUUAUUGGCUGACAGAAAUCCGGACUCCGUUGGGAGGCUUUUCCCAGGAUUCUCUUGUAAGAUAGUUGACAUUGCUUCCCAAGAAAUCGUAGGUCCCAAUCAGAUUGGAGAGAUAAGGUUGAAGAGUAAAUCGUUUUUUAUGAACGGCUACUACAAAAAAGACUCAUCCGACAAUUUCGACUCAGCGGGGUGGCUAAAAACUGGCGAUCUCGGCUAUUACAACGAAGAUAAAUGCUUUUUUAUCGUGGGACGAUGCAAAGAACUGAUAAAAUACCAACAGUUUCAUAUCCGUCCGCAGAAGCUGGAAAAUAUCUUAGAAUCACAUCCUGCAGUAGAAAAGGCUGUUGUUAUCGGCAUAACUCACCCCAUCGAUGGUGAGCAUCCCAAGGGUAUUGUUGUGUUGAGAAAAGGUAAAGAAGAUAUAUCGGCAAAGGACAUCAAAUCAUUCGUAGACGAUCAAGUGGAAGAAAGACUCAAACUUCGAGGUGGCGUGCAAAUAGUUGAAGAUAUUCCGAUGACAUCAACGGGAAAACCAAAAAGAAAUGAACUGAAGAAAUUUUUAGAAAGUGAACAUUUGUAGGAGUAACUUAUCCCGAAUACUAAAUUAAAUGAUUUC